AUGGCAGCAAGAUCAAGAGAGCAAAGAAUGAUUUUACUAGGUGAUGAGCAUGAAGAGGUCCUCAAUAGCACAGUCAUGUUGGCAAAGGCGUACUGGCUUAACGGCCGGUGGGAGGAGGCCGAGCAGCUACUGGUGCAGGUGAUAAAGACUCAUAAGACGAAGCUCGGCGAGGAACAUCCCUCCACGCUGGUGAUUGUGGCCAACCUGGCGUCGACUUACAGGAACCAGGGACGGUGGGAGGAGGCUGAGCAGAUCGAUAUGCAUGUGAUAAAGACGGGCAAGGCGAAACUCGGCGAGGACCAUCCCAUCACGCUCACCAGUAUGUCCAACCUGGCAUCGACGUACAGGGACCAAGGGCGGUGGAAGGAGGCCGAGCAGCUCUUUUUGGAUGUGAUAAAGAUUCGCAAGACGAAGCUCGACGAGGACCAUCCUGACACGCUCACCAGUAUGACCAACCUGGCAUCGACGUACAGGGACCAAGGGCGGUGGAAGGAGGCCGAGAAGCUCGAUCUACAGGUGAUGAAGAUAAGCAAGAUGAAGCUCGGCGAGGACCAUCCCUCCACGCUGACCAGUAUGGCGAAUGUAGCAUCAGCACUUUGUAACCACGGCCGGUGGAAGGAGGCCGAGCAGCUCUUUUUGGAUGUGAUAAAGACUCGCAAGACUAAGCUCGACGAGGACCAUCCUGACACGCUCACCAGUAUGGCGAAUCUGGCGAUAACGUACAGCAACCAACGCCGGUGGGAGGAGGCCGAGCAGCUCUUUUUGCAUGUGAUAAAGACUCGCAAGACUAAGCUCGGCGAGGACCAUCCUGACACGCUCACCAGUAUGGCGAAUCUGGCGGUAACGUAUAGUAAACAGGGCCGGUGGGAGGAGGCCGAGCAGCUCUUUUUGGAUGUGAUAAAGACUCGCAAGACUAAGCUCGACGAGGACCAUCCUGACACGCUCACCACUAUGGCGAAUAUGGCGAUAACGUAUAGGAACCAUGGCCGGUGGGAGGAAGCCGAGCAGCUCGAUGUGCAGGUGAUGAAGACUCGCAAGACCAAGCUCGGUGAGGACCAUUCCGACACGCUGUCGAGUAUGGCCCACCUGGCGGCGACGUACAGUAAACAGGGCCGGUGGGAAGAGGCCGAGAAGCUCCAGGUUCAGGUGAUGAAGACUCGCAAGACCACGCUCGGCGAGGACCAUUCCGACACACUGUCGAGUAUGGCCCACCUGGCGGCGACGUAUAGCAACCAGGGCCGGUGGGAGGAAGCCGACAAGCUCGAGUUGCUAGUGAUGGAGACACGCCAGACCACGCUCGGCGAGGACCAUCCUCGCACGCUAUCGAGUAUGGCCAGGCUAGCGGCGACGUACAGCAACCAGGGCCGGUGGGAGGAGGCCGAGAAGCUCGAGGUGCAAGUGAUGAAGACACGCCAGACCACGCUCGGCGAGGACCAUUCCGACACGCUGUCGAGUAUGGCCCACCUGGCGGCGACGUACAGUGACCAGGGCCGGUGGGAGGAGGCCGAGAAGCUCCAGGUUCAGGUGAUGAAGACUCGCAAGACCACGCUCGGCGAGGACCAUUCCGACACACUGUCGAGUAUGGCCCACCUGGCGGCGACGUAUAGUGACCAGGGCCGGUGGGAGGAAGCCGAGAAGCUCCAGGUGCAGGUGAUGAAGACGAGCAGGAUGAAACUCGGCGACGACCAUCCUGACGCGCUCUCGAGUAUGGCCCACCUGGCGGCGACGUAUAGUGACCGAGGCCGGUGGGAGGAAGCCGAGAAGCUCCAGGUGCAGGUGAUGAAGACGAGCAGGAUGAAACUCGGCGACGACCAUCCUGACGCGCUCUCGAGUAUGGCCCACCUGGCGGCGACGUAUAGUGGCCGAGGCCGGUGGGAGGAAGCCGAGAAGCUCGAGGUGCAAGUGAUGGAGACUCGCAAGAGGAAGCUCGGCGAGGACCAUCCUCGCACGCUAUCGAGUAUGGCCAGGCUAGCGGCGAUGUACAGCAACCAGGGCCGGUGGGAGGAGGCCGAGAAGCUCGAGGUGCAAGUGAUGAAGACUCGCAAGACGACGCUCGGUGAGGACCAUCCUGACACGCUUACCAACCAUUAUGGCUAA
Penicillium egyptiacum is the source of this 2097-nucleotide messenger RNA. The record is from the annotation of a GenBank genome assembly. Lineage: Eukaryota; Fungi; Ascomycota; Eurotiomycetes; Eurotiales; Aspergillaceae.